Penicillium longicatenatum is the source of this 4272-nucleotide messenger RNA. RefSeq names its product CDR ABC transporter. The transcript is spliced from 2 exons. Gene Ontology annotation, cellular component: membrane. Gene Ontology annotation, biological process: transmembrane transport. Lineage: Eukaryota; Fungi; Ascomycota; Eurotiomycetes; Eurotiales; Aspergillaceae. The annotation marks the transcript as partial. The record is from RefSeq and is a predicted model, not a curated record. Gene Ontology annotation, molecular function: ABC-type transporter activity; ATP binding; ATP hydrolysis activity.
CUUCGAACCAGCCUGGUUCAAACAAACAUGGAGGAGGACACGGCAACCGAGUCGGUUGAGAAAACAACCUACGUUCGCGAAGCCGAAAGCCAUGAAACCCUGUCCGAUGUUCUUCGUGGUGCCGAAUACCCAGCAAAACAGCCUGCCAAUUGGGGCCUUGCCGGCGAAGUCAUGGCCAUGCAAAAACGAGAUCUGGCCGCGGGCUACAGCAAGCGUGAACUCGGCAUCACCUGGCAUAACUUGACCGUCGACGUCCUUUCAGCAGAAGCCUCCGUCAAUGAAAACUUCUUCUCCCAAUUCAACCUCUACCAGCUGGCGCGCGACCUCCGAAAGAAACCCUCAGUUCGAUCCAUUUUGCAAGACAGCCAUGGCUGUGUGAAGCCAGGAGAAAUGCUGCUGGUGCUGGGAAGACCGGGCUCUGGUUGUACGACAUUGUUGAACGUCCUCUCGAACCGAAGGGCAGGCUAUCGUUCAGUCUCAGGCGAUGUGAAAUUCGGUACCAUGACACCCGAGGAAGCCAUCCCGUACAAAAGUCAAAUUGUGAUGAACAGUGAGGAGGAGAUCUUUUUCCCUACACUCACUGUCGGACAAACUAUGGAUUUCGCUACCCGCUUGAAGACGCCCUUCCAUCGUCCCGAAGGGGCUGCUCCAGCAGACUGGGCAAAUGAUUUCAAGCGAUUCCUCAUGGAAUCUAUGAAAAUCUCGCACACGGAAGGCACCAAGGUCGGAAAUGAGUUUGUGCGUGGUGUGUCCGGCGGAGAGCGAAAGCGUGUUUCGAUUAUCGAGUGUAUGGCGACCAGGGGAUCGACAUUCUGCUGGGAUAACAGUACUCGAGGCCUGGACGCAUCUACUGCGCUCGAGUGGGCGAAAGCCUUGCGUGCAAUGACCGACAUUCUGGGUCUCACUACCAUUGUGACGCUCUACCAAGCGGGAAAUGGUAUCUUCGAUCUCUUCGACAAAGUCCUCGUGCUGGAUGAGGGGAAACAGAUCUUCUAUGGCCCAGCUUCCUCGGCGAAGCCCUUCAUGGAAGAACUAGGCUUCGGAUUCACCGAUGGUGCCAAUGUGGCUGACUAUCUUACCGGUGUUACAGUGCCAACUGAGCGGAAGAUUCUACCUGGUUAUGAGGGCACAUUUCCUACAAACGCAGAUGAGCUCCUUGGAAUAUACCAGAAGUCCGAUAUCUACCAGAAGUCUACGAUUGAGUAUGACUAUCCUUCUACACCGCUGGCUCAAGAACGGACAAAUGCGUUCAAAGACUCGGUAGCAUUUGAGAAGAGCACCUCACUACCCAAGGGCAGCCCCUUAACCACCUCCUUCAACCACCAGCUUAAGGCAUGCAUUACCCGCCAAUACCAAAUUAUCUGGGGAGAAAAAUCCACCUUCAUGAUUCGACAAUUCGUGUCCCUCGCUAUGGCUCUGAUUGUCGGGUCAUGUUUCUAUGACUCACCAGCUACCUCCGCCGGUAUCUUCACCAAAGGUGGUGCGGUCUUUUUUGCGCAUGUAUACCAGGUCACGAUGGCGAUGGCCGAAGUGACAGGCUCUUUUAAGGGGCGGCCCGUUCUGACCAAACACAAAUCCUUCGGCUACUAUCACCCGGCAGCAUACGCUAUAGCAAUCCUGACUGCGGAGUUACCAGUGGUUCUCUUUCAAUGUACCAUCUUUUCUGUUGUUUUAUACUGGAUGGUUGGCCUGAAAGCAACUGCUGCUGCCUUCUUUACCUUUUGGAUCAUUCUUAUUGCUAUAACCUUGUGUGUGAAUGCAUUGUUCCGAUCUAUUGGUGCUGCUUGCAGUAAUUUGGAGGUGGCUUCUAAGGUGUCUGGCGUCAUGAUGAAGGGCUUGGUCAUGUAUACCGGCUACAUGAUCCCGAAACCUGACAUGAAACACUGGUUUGUCGAACUUUAUUACGCCAAUCCAUUGGCCUACGCUUUUCAAGCAGGACUUACAAACGAAUUCCACGAUACAAACAUGCCGUGUGUUGGGCAAAGUCUGAUCCCGCACGGCGCUGGCUACGACGACUCCACCUACCAGUCUUGCGCCGGUGUUAAGGGAGCAGAGAAAGGUGCCACAUAUGUGACUGGAGACAACUACCUUGCAGCUCUUCACUACAAGCACUCUCAGCUCUGGCGCAACUUUGGAGUUGUAUGGGGGUGGUGGGCAUUCUUUGUCACCAUUGCGAUUGUAUCAACAUGUAUGUGGAAGGCUGGAAGUGCAGGCAGCAGCUCGCUUCUGAUUCCACGCGAGAAAAUGAAGCAUUUCAAACGUGCCAAGGACGAGGAAGCUAUUUCGUCCGACAACAAGCAGCACCAAGUCAACGCCCCUAUUCCCGCCGAUGAUGCUCAGAACCAAACCAGUCUUAUGCGAAAUACGUCGGUGUUUACAUGGAAAAACCUUGUGUAUACCGUUAAGACACCUUCUGGAGACCGUGUUCUUUUGGACAAUAUCUACGGAUGGGUCAAGCCCGGAAUGCUUGGCGCUUUAAUGGGAUCAUCUGGAGCUGGCAAGACAACAUUAUUGGAUGUCCUAGCGCAGAGAAAGACAGAAGGCACAAUUCAAGGCACUGUCCUAGUGGAUGGCCGUGAGCUUCCGAUGUCCUUCCAGAGAAUGGCAGGAUACUGCGAACAACUUGAUGUCCACGAAGGAUACGCUACAGUCAGGGAAGCGCUUGAAUUUUCUGCUCUUCUCCGUCAACCCGAACAUGUUCCUAAGGAAGAAAAGCUAGCCUAUGUCGACACUAUCAUCGAUUUGUUGGAGCUUCACGAUCUUGCAGACACAUUGAUCGGAACUGUUGGCGAAGGGCUUAGCGUCGAGCAACGAAAGCGCGUCACAAUUGGUGUCGAGCUUGUGUCCAAGCCUAGUAUUCUUAUCUUCUUGGACGAGCCCACGUCCGGCCUUGAUGGUCAAUCGGCUUAUAACACGGUCAGAUUUUUGCGCCGGUUGGCCGAUGCUGGUCAGGCAAUCUUGGUCACCAUUCACCAACCUUCCGCUCAAUUAUUUGCUCAAUUUGAUACAUUGCUUCUACUUGCUAAAGGAGGUAAGAUGGUGUACUUCGGAGACAUUGGCGAUAACGCCUGCACGGUCAAGAAUUACUUUGCGCAAUAUGGAGCACCCUGCCCAGUGCGCAGUAACCCUGCGGAGCAUAUGAUCGAUGUGGUCACUGGUGGCAUUGAAGACGUGAAGGAUAAGGAUUGGCACCAAAUUUGGGUAGACUCGGCCGAAAAUGCGGCUGCUAUGGUUGAGCUUGAUCAUAUCGUUGCCGACGCUGCCGCAAAGCCGCCAGCAACCUUGGAUGACGGUAAUGAGUUCGCUACUUCGCUUUGGACUCAAAUCAGACUUGUCACAAAGCGUAUGAGUGUAUCUCUGCUCAGAAACACGAAAUAUGUGAACAACAAGCUGGAGUUGCAUAUCAUCUCUGCCUUGCUCAACGGUUUCUCAUUCUGGCAACUUGGAGAUUCGGUUGGUGCGCUUCAAUUGAAAAUGUUUACCAUCUUCAACUUCACCUUUGUUGCACCCGGUGUCAUCAACCAGCUCCAGCCUCUUUUCAUUCAACGCCGAGACAUCUACGACGCUCGUGAAAAGAAAUCAAGAAUGUAUUCUUGGAAAGCCUUUGUUACGGGUCUCAUUGUGUCCGAGUUCCCCUAUCUCUGCCUGUGUGCUGUCUCAUACUUUGUCUGCUGGUACUACCAGACCAACUUGCCAACUGCAUCCAAGAACGUCGGAGCAACAUUCUUCAUCAUGUUGAUAUAUGAGUUUAUCUAUACCGGCAUUGGGCAAUUCAUCGCGGCAUACGCACCAAACGCUACCUUUGCAGCCUUGGUAAACCCCCUCAUUGUCAACAGCUUGGUGUUGUUCUGUGGUGCCUUUGUUCCCCAGCCAGAGCUAAACGUGUUUUGGAAGUAUUGGUUCUACUAUCUGAACCCCUUCAACUAUGUUGUGGGUGGUAUGUUCACCUUCGGUAUUUGGGAUGCGAAGGUGGAAUGCAAGACCUCUGAAUUUGCUUACUUCGACCCGCCCAACGGAACUUGCAAGGAUUACCUGGCUGGUUACAUGGCUGGAGCCGGAUCUGCCAUCAACUUGAUCAAUCCGGAGGCAACUUCCCAGUGCCAGGUCUGUGAAUAUUCGGCUGGAAGUGACUAUUUGAAGACCCUCAACAUCAACGCCUACUACUACGGUUGGAGAGAUGCCGGAAUCUGUUGCAUCUAUGCUAUCAGCGGAUACGUCUUGGUCUUUGCCUUGAUGAAGCUUCGAACCAAGGCUUCUAAGAAGGCGGAGUAA